UCACAUUUGGUGUUAUAUACUAUAUAAAGACGAAAAUUAUUCACCUUCCUAUAGAGAUGUGGACUAAAAUUUUUAAAUAUCUCUCGACAACUGAUUUAAUAAAUUUUUGUGAAGCUUUUAACGAGUUUGAGUAUUUGCUAACAGACGAAAAUAUAGUAAAGAAGUUUGACGUGCAAGGAAACUACACGUUUGUGCAGGUCGAUUUCGUUAAAUUCAUUAAAGAAAAAGUGCAGUAUGAUCAUAUCAGGUCUUUAAACAUAAAUAAUCUUUAUUGGGUACCGAGAGAUGAUUUAAGAAAUUUACUGAGCCUUUUACCUAAAUUGGAAGAACUAUAUGCCUUGGAGACUAACUUAAGUUUACUCGCAGAAGAUAUGAAAUUUUAUGGGAAUCUUAGAGCAUUAGCAGUUUGUGUAUUAUUGGAUGACGAUAUGUAUAUUAAAAGUUCUUCAGUAGAGAAUCAUAUGUUCCUCUUGAAGAGAUUUUGUCUUAGAAUUGUCCAAGCUAAACAUAUAUUGAGCUCUGAAGAUCAUGCAAAUUUGUAUGGGAUGUUUAAAAAACUGCAUGCUUUAACAGAACUAUGGAUCGUUGGUUUAGAGGGACAUAACGGGACAUUAGAGACAUGCUAUGACCGGAUUCUCUGUAACUUAAACUCUUUAAACACAUUAGUAAUAAAAAUAAAUAUAUAUAAUGACUUUGACUUUGAACCUGUCGGUAUGGCUAAAGUUUAUGAAUGUAAUAUUUUUGGGUCUCUGUCAAGUUUUAAAGUGUAUGUAAAGUGUCCCCCAGAAAAGAUAGUUCUUUUAGAAGAUAUUUCAUUAUUGGGUCCUUGCGAGACUCGACUCGAGAAAGCAUGGAACGCACUUAGGAGACGAACUUAUAGAGAUCUGCCAUACGAUGUGAAAGCCGCUGAGAAAAUCUACAUGACUAGGAACGUGAAGGACGUGCAGUUUGAGGAAUUGAAUUUUCGUGACUGCUAUUGUAAUAUAACUGAUAUCACGGCAUUUUGGGAUUUUCUCAAAGCACCCAACUCGAGAAACCUGAAGAAACUUCGUGUAGGAUCCUGUGUAUUGCAAAGAAAACCACCUCCUAGGAAAGAUCACGUUAUAGAAAAUCUAGAAAGAAUCUACCCGUUUCAGGAUAUAGUAGAAAACUGUAGUAAACUUGAAGAACUUGUAAUAGCGAGCUGGUCCCAGGUACCGUUCAAUCCGUUGAAUAAAAAUAAAACUAAAGAAGGAUUGUAGGUAUUUAAUACACUUUUAAUAUUCGUUUAUGAAAGAGACAGAAGCGACGUCAUGGUAACCGUAUUGAGACUCUUGUCAGUUUUGUUCCACAUUUUUCGAGUUGAUACAAAGUUUGUU
Molecule: messenger RNA, 1358 nt
Organism: Sitophilus oryzae (rice weevil)
Lineage: Eukaryota; Metazoa; Arthropoda; Insecta; Coleoptera; Curculionidae
Exons: 7
Coding region: 57-1241 (394 amino acids)
Source: RefSeq, a predicted model, not a curated record